CAUCCAAACACACCUUCUGGUGGAACCCACCCCAUCUUCCUACCACUCUAACUUGUCCCCACCAAUUAUUUUCGUCCCGUUCGCCCAAUUUUUGGGUCCCACCGCAAUCUUUCGCGCGCAUGCCCUAAAUUGCGAUGAUAGCACUCGUUCACUCCCUCUCGCUUCUCCAAUCAACAACCCCUAUCCAGCUGUAUUCGCAAUCGACGGCCCACAUUGUCCAUCUCCCCAUCAUCCAUCACCACAUCAUAAAUCCAACGGUGAAAGUUCAUUUAAAGAGUUACACGUGUCUAUGUUGUCAGUGUCCAGUCAACCGUGCCUCGAGCUAAUAAAAUUUAGAUGCCCCGCUCUCUCUAUUUCUUGUCUGUAAAGUAAAGCGUCUUUUUCUUUUUCUCAGUUUCCGAACUCCAUUAAUACACCCUUUUUCUUACUUUUUUCGUUUCUUUCUUUUUCUCUUGACUUAGGGUUUAUUAUUUAUUAUUCGUUCUUUUCCUUCAUUGCCUAUGUGAUAUUCCUUCGCUUUAUACUGUUUAGUUACUGUAAAGCUGAGGUGUGAAGGGACAUUGCAGCGUUCCAUCGUUGAGAGUUGUUUUACUGGUUUCUUUAGGGUUCUUUCGCGGUGAUUUCUAUGAUUUUAAUAGAGAAGGGUUAGGGUUUGUAGAAUAUCGAGGGAUGGAUAACUCUUGGCGGAUCAAAUUUGAUUCUACAUUGCCGUCAUCGGUGCCUUCAAUGGCUUCAUCGGCUCAGAUGGAGAUGAAUUCUGGGCAGUAUUUUCACGAACAUGCUACACAAGAUUUAAGUCCAACAUUGCAUGAAAGAAUGCCCGACUCCAUGCCUUCCAACUAUUCAAACUUAUGUUCCCAUAAAUCAAAUCAUUCUGAGCUGGAAAAUUCAUUUCUAGCUCUUCUAUCUGGGCCACCAUCACUUUUACAGUGUGAUUUUCUGGAAUUGUCAAGUCGAAAAGUAUUCAAUGCCUCUAGAAGUGUUAAUAUCAAUGAUUUUGGAAGUGAAAUUCCACGAACCUCUGGUGCCUUGCUAUCAGAAAAUCUGAGCAAUCAAAAUACACAAACUGGGGCAAAUUGCUCUGCUGUUACAUCUAGCUUGGUAUCAAGUUCCACGAGUUGCUGUGUUUCAGUUUUGCAUGGAAGCCUUCAUGCAUCUAACUUAAAUCUUCAGACUUCAGAUCUGGCCAAAGUAGUCAAUUGUCACAUGCUUCCUGGUACUGAGAAGGUAAAGGACUUUGCUACCUUGAAAGGGGAUUGCUAUGUUACCAGUUGUGCAAAGGCUGGGAAUCCCCAUAGCAAAAAUAUCCAGAUGUCACCAAAGAUACCUGAAGAAUCAAACUCUUUUAUAUCUGAUCAGCCAUCAACUAUAUUAAGUGGGUGCCCUCGUGUGUUCUGUUUAGGUACAGGUGGAUAUCUGCUUCUCAGCAAUACAGGACUUCUUGGCAUUGUUUGCUCAUGUCAUUUUUUUCACACCUCUGUCUCCAAGUUUUGUGAGCAUUCAGGAUUAUGUGAUAUGAACCCUGGGGAUGCUGUUCGUAUGGAAAGUGGAGAGAACAUUGCACAGUGGCGGAAGCUCUACUUUGAGAAAUUUAGGAUCAGGGUUCCGGAAGAUCACAGUGGAUGGGACUGGCCUGAAGGAUUGUUACCAACUACUGCUUUGGUGAAAUCUGGUGCAUCCAUGCCCAAAAUAUCUAACACUUCUCACAUGGCUAAUCCAGUUGGUUCAUCUCAAGGUUUGUCAAGGUGCGUAGACAAUGCCAUGUUCCCGAGUAAUCCUUUCACAAGCCGGAAUUGUGCUACUGGUCUCUUACAUAACAAACAGGAGCAAAAAACUGGGAGUAGUAGUAACUUUCUUCUCAAACGUUUUGGUGCUUCCCAAUGCAAUUUGCAUGAUGUGGCUGAUGGCCAGAGAAUGGAGUGUGCUGUCUCAAAGAGUCCAACAAUGUCAGCAUUUGUUGGUAGGGAUUCAGAUAAUGGUUGUCAGUCCAUGUCUGCUUGGAUUGAUUCAAUUUUGAAGACUGGAAACUCAUCACUCACCCGCUCUAGUUUGCAAAAUUUAAGAACCCUGGAUCAAAAUUAUGAUGUCACUGCAGCUAAAAUCACAGAUGGUUUAAUAUCUAGGAGAGAUGCCGCUUCCUCAAGCAUGGAGUUAAAGCUUGGGCAACCAUAUCAAACGAGUCAGCCUUUAGGAAACUCUGCUCUACCAGUCAUUGCACCCAAACAUUUUAACACAGUUGUUGAUCCUUGUAAGUCAAGCUAUCCUGAGCAGAUGGUUGAUUGUGCAACCUUUUGUGGGGAUGAGGAAUCGAGGCGAUAUUGUCAUCAUGAUGCAGACUCUUCCAACCCCAUUGCAAGAAGACAACGAAGCCAGUUGAACCUUGGCAACCAUGCAUUUGCCGUCAACAAUCUUGUGGAUGCUAACAAACUAGAAAGCAGAGGUGAUGCCGCCAAGAGUGUAGUAGUUCCCCUACUUAAAGAGCUACCACUGGAAGGGAGUGCAUGCUCUAGAGGUACUAAUAAUAUGGUCAGUGAAUUUAGCAUGCCAAAGACAUUUCAUUUUGGAUCUAAUACUACCAAGUGUGACCCACUAAAUGCUCCCUUGAAAAUUGGAAAUAAUUUUGGGGGACAGUUGAAUAUGCCUGAGUUGGGUUUCUGCAGAUUAACAGAAAAAGGUAAAGGUGCAGGAUUGGAAUGUGUUUCUGGUGACUUUUCUGCUGCAACAGAUUUAGCCUUGAGAAUCCAUAAGCAGGUGGAAAAUCCUAGAAUUGUCACUGGAGUUGAGCCUGGUUUUUCAGUAGUUUAUGGCACAAAAUCAUGUCAGUCAUCUAAUAUUCCUUCAGGUAGAUUUGAUGAGAGAAGCCGUCUCAACCAUUCUAGGAACUCUUCUUUAGUUGGAAGUAGCGGACAUACUGAUCAAGCUUUUCUUGCGCUGAUGAGUUCAUAUUUGAGCUCUCGACAUGUUUCUCAACCAUCUGCUGUUUCAAUGGGCUUUCCGUUAGCUACUUCCACCUUUUCACCGGGUUCAACCUCCACCAUCUCACAACAAGAGGGCGCUUGUUCGCUUGAUGAUGGUACAAGACUACUUGCAUUGAGGCAGAUAUUGGAAUUGUCAAAGCAACAUGCAAUUUCCUCUGCUGGAAUGAGCCAUGAGCUAAAUAGAAUUUCGAAUCCUAAUGUACAACAUUCUCUUCUUGAAUCAUCAAAAUCUAGAGAAGAAAAACAUGGUUCUAUUCUUCCCAGCAGGCAGGAUGUUUUUGAAGGUGCUUCAGCAUCAGUUCCAUCUUGUGCUGCUGAAAAAUUGAUCCCCAUGACAGGGUUGAACAACCACUGUGAUUUCUUAACUUUGACUCAAGGGCAUUCACUACCUUUUAGAGAAGUUGACAUGCCAUGUCAAUAUUCUAACAAUCUUUUUCCUAAUCAGUCUUCAUUGAGGCUCAUCAGAGGUGAGAGCAUCACGCAAUCGAGUGGGCGUGCAAAAUGUUGUCAGAGAGUACCUUGUGCAUAUUUUCAGGGUGACUGCAUCUGCUCAGCCCAUGCAAAGUGCUUAGAAGGACAUUCUGAUUGUAGAGUUGGAAUAUCUCAUGUUGUCUCCAAGGAACAGGGAGGUUUCUGUUCUGGAGCUCCUAUGUCAGUUGCUUCUGAAUUUGCUAGAGAUCAUAUUAUUCCAAAAGAAAGAGCGAUUUUAUUGGAUCAAGGUGGAAAAGUGAAAGGGCAACUUCCUACGAGAAUUGCUUGUCAUUCCUCUCAGUGGAGAGAUGUUCCAAGCAAGCCAAAGGAGGCUUGUAAAAUGAUACGUUUUAAUUCAUCAACUGAAGUGGUAGAUGCAGUUGGAUGUGCUGAAAAUCAACUUGGAGAUGCUGCAGGUAUGCACAGUAGUGGAUCUGCUGUAAACAGAGCUGACUCGUUUAAGGGGCAAGAUGUGUUGAAUAUUUCUUCUGGAUGUUCCGCCCCUGCUGUCACCCAGGCAUCAAUUGAGGUUAACAAUAUGGAUUCUUCUACCAUUGAUGCUGGGGAUAAUGGAUAUAUAAAUGGUCUUAUAGUUGACGAGGGAUCUGGCAUUGAUAAAUGUUGUUCAUCAAAUGAAGCUCUUGAAAGUGAAAGAAGUGCUGAGUUUGCUGGUGUUUCUUGCAGGACUAAGAUAAGAAAUAAAGGAUCUUCCAAAAUUCUGAAUGGGCAGUCAUCUUUUAGUUUGCUUGAUGAGCUUAAACUCCUAGAUUCCUUAACAUGGAAAAAAGGUCAGAAUCAAAUUUACAUUAGCCUUUCUGGUAGUGGGAGGAGCAAUCAUUUGAAAAAAAUUAGGAGAGGCUCAAAAGCUGGGAAAAGAAAGAGAGCAGUUAAAUUUAGGAUGCUGGAUGUAUCUUUUCCUCCUAAAGUUUCUUUUCGUUAUUGUCUCAAAGAUAAUGGCUGUCCUCAGUUGCCCUCUCGUCCUUCCAAAGAUUGGCAUACCCUCAUUCCAUCAGGGUUAAAACCACAUGGGCCUACUCAUUUGAUUCAACCAGGAGAAUUGGCUUCGGCUAAAGUUUCUCAGAAAAGAGAUUUGUGUGGUGUGUAUAAUGAUCAAGAUGGUGAAGAAUAUCAGCCUGAACCGAAAGGUGAUGCCAGGUUUGGUAAAACCCGUGAAGUUUCAGAUAGAAAAAAAUUAAAGAGGGCUUGGGCUUGUGAUUCCUUUGACAAUUUAGGGGCUCCAAAACCUCUUACAACUGUUGAAAAAACUUGUAAUAGCCCUGCAGUACAUUGUUUAAAGGCAUUUUCGAGUCUUGAGGCGACUGUUUGUGAUAAGAAAGCUAGGCCUAUAGUAUGUGGAGAAUAUGGUGAAAUAUGCAGCAGAAAGUUAGCCACAGAUGAAUUGAGGCCUGCAAAAAUUGUUCCUCUUAGCAGGAUUCUUAAAAACACAGAGCAAUGUACCCUUCGAAAGAGCUGUAAACCCAAAAAUACUCUGAGGAAGUCGGAGAAGAAAAGAACAGCUAGGAGCACUGCAUACUUUGAUUUAUCUCCUGAUUUUAAGAAAGAAGAGAAUGCAGGCCAUCAUGUUUUAGUCUUUCAUGAAGUAAGUGACUGUCUUGCUGAAGAAGGUAAGAAGACAUGUCUGGGUGGAUUUAAACUAUUCGAUAACAAGUCAUUCAUCUUGGAGAAAGGGAAGGAUGAUAGAAGUGAGAAAAAUUGUUCUAUUCCAGAUGCUAUUGCUUAUAGUCGGUCAAACAAAAGAUGUAAGGAAAUUCGAAAACGCAGCCUUUAUGAGCUAACAGGAAAAGGAAAAGAGUCUGGUUCUGACUGUUAUCCCCUUACGGAGAUCCCAAAGUGCAUGCCUAAGAUGAAAGUGGGUAAAGGUUUAAAGAAAGCUGGUGACGUUGAAUGUCAUGCACGUAGAUCAUGCAACAUUAAUGUUGAAAACAGAUAUAUCAAGGAGCCUAGGUACUCACCCAGUGUUGAUUCUGAUGUAUUCUGCUGUGUUUGUGGAAGCUCAAACAAAGAUGAAUUUAAUUGCUUAUUGGAGUGUAAUCAAUGUUCAAUCAGAGUGCAUCAAGCUUGCUAUGGCGUUUCAAAAGUACCAAAGGGCCACUGGUAUUGCAGACCAUGCAGAACAAGUUCUAAAGAUAUUGUUUGUGUUCUCUGUGGAUAUGGUGGUGGUGCCAUGACUCGAGCAUUGCGAAGUAGUGCAUUUGUAAAAGGCCUUUUUAAAGCUUGGAACAUUGAAUCAAAGUGUAGGCCCAAGAGUACAAGUUAUUCUACUGAAACUAUGCUGGAUGAUCAGAGUCUGGUUGUUGGUAAUGCAUUUUGUAACUUGCAAUGUAAAGAUCUUGGGCUGUCAAGAACUGCUGUCUGGAAAAUGGAUUUGCAGAAUCAAUGGGACAUUAUUCAGAACUCCCAUCGCCCUGUUAGCAAGUUAAAUUUGUAUAAUAGUGUAACAGCAGGGGUACUUGAUUCUACUGUGAAACAGUGGGUUCAUAUGGUCUGUGGGCUCUGGACUCCUGGAACACGUUGCCCAAAUGUCGAUACCAUGAGUGCUUUUGAUGUAUCUGGUGUUUCAUCUGCAAAUGAGAAUGUGGUUUGCUCUAUUUGUGAUCGACCAGGUGGCUCAUGUAUACAGUGCAGGGUUGUGGAUUGUUCAGUUCGGUUUCACCCUUGGUGUGCUCACCAAAAGGGUCUAUUACAAAGUGAGGUUGAAGGGGUUGAUAAUGAAAAAGUCGGUUUCUAUGGAAGAUGUAUGCUUCAUGCCUCAGACCCCACAUGUGAGUCUGGUAGUGAUGCCACCGGUGCUGAAUUGAGUUUUCCUAGCGAAGGGGAAUCAACCUGUGCUCGAACAGAGGGUUUCAAAGGCCGCAAACGAGAUGGCUUUUGGCAUAUCUAUGGUCAAUCAAGAAGAAAGAGUGGAUGCUUUGUUCCUCAAGAGCAGUUAAAUGCUUGGAUUCACAUAAAUGGGCAUAAGUCAUGCAUGCAGGGGCUUCCAAAGCUGCCAACAUCAGAUAUCGAAUAUGAUUGCCGGAAAGAAUAUGCCCGCUACAAGCAAGCAAAGGGUUGGAAGCAUUUGGUAGUUUACAAGUCUGGUAUACAUGCACUUGGUCUUUAUACAUCUCGAUUCAUUUCCCGUGGUGAAAUGGUGGUUGAGUAUGUUGGCGAGAUUGUGGGGCAACGUGUGGCUGACAAAAGAGAAAAUGAGUAUCAGUCUGGCAGAAAAGUUCAGUACAAAAGUGCAUGCUACUUCUUCAGGAUAGAUAAAGAGCAUAUCAUUGAUGCUACUCGCAAGGGAGGGAUUGCCCGUUUUGUCAACCAUUCAUGUCUGCCGAAUUGUGUUGCCAAAGUGAUUUCUGUGAGGAAUGAAAAGAAGGUUGUGUUUUUUGCAGAGAGAGACAUAUAUCCAGGAGAAGAGAUAACAUAUGACUACCAUUUUAACCAUGAGGAUGAAGGUAAGAAAAUACCUUGCUUUUGUAAUUCUACAAAUUGUAGGCGUUACCUCAACUGAUUGUAUUUGCAGACAUGUUACUUAAUUUUUUGUUGUUCUACUUGCAAUCUCAAAUGGGUUGUCAAAUUUUGUCCCCUUUGCGCUUUAAAUAUGAACUAGUAAUGGCUGGCCCCCAUGUAACAUGUUGCCGUGGAUGUAAAUUUUUCUUUUUUUUUUUUUUAAUCUAAAAAUCGAAAUAGAUAAAUAUUUUUAUUAUUUUUUAAACGCAUUAAUUUCUACUUAACAAAAGUUUUCCAUUUAUAUAGUAAAAGAUAAAAUGAUCAAUAUUGACAUGGUUUUCCAUUUUAAAAUGGUUAUUAGUGAUUCGCGAUCGAUAUUGUAUUUUAUUUGAGAUUUAAAAUUAUUCAAAGUAACAAUAAUAGGAAAUAAUUUUUUGAAAGUUAACAUACAAUUUGAUAAGUUUUCAACUAAUAUCCUUUUGGAAAAAUGUUUAGGAAAAAAAAAACGGUCAUCCACGGACGAAGUAAUCUACCAAACAGCUAGGAAAUGAAAUGAAUCAAUGCUUUUUCCAUGCAGCAAGUUCCAAUAAAGUGCGCU
This is a messenger RNA of Durio zibethinus, 7500 nucleotides long. RefSeq lists its product as uncharacterized. Lineage: Eukaryota; Viridiplantae; Streptophyta; Magnoliopsida; Malvales; Malvaceae. Gene Ontology annotation, cellular component: histone methyltransferase complex. Gene Ontology annotation, biological process: positive regulation of DNA-templated transcription. Gene Ontology annotation, molecular function: histone H3K4 methyltransferase activity; protein binding. The record is from RefSeq and is a predicted model, not a curated record.